AUGGGCGAGCCCACAAUCACCGAAACGUCGCUCAAAGCGGCCUUGACGGAGCGACUAAAGGCAAUCCACGUCGAAGUAACCGACAUGUCCGGCGGCUGCGGCCAAUCCUUCACAUCCCUAAUCGUAUCGCCGCAAUUCGCAGGCCAGAACAGCCUAAAGCGACACCGCGCCGUCAACGCCGCCCUGCGCGAUGAGAUCGCCGCCAUCCACGCCUGGAGCGCCAAAUGUCUGACGCCCGACGAGUGGCAGCGCGACAAGGACAAGGACAAGAACAGCGGCCCGCCUCUGGACGGCACCGUGCGGGGGCAAGUUACGGGUGUUGAUGCGUGA
This is a messenger RNA of Daldinia childiae, 330 nucleotides long. RefSeq lists its product as uncharacterized. NCBI's taxonomy places the organism in Eukaryota, Fungi, Ascomycota, Sordariomycetes, Xylariales, Hypoxylaceae. Gene Ontology annotation, cellular component: nucleus; cytosol. Gene Ontology annotation, biological process: intracellular iron ion homeostasis. Gene Ontology annotation, molecular function: 2 iron, 2 sulfur cluster binding. The transcript is spliced from 2 exons. Bases 1 to 330 code for a protein of 109 amino acids. The record is from RefSeq and is a predicted model, not a curated record.